AUGAUGACAACAUUGCAGAAGAAAGGAGAAUGUGGAAAGGGACCAAAGAAAACCUUUGCCCCGCCUGCACAAAAACUGCAAAGACUGAUGCCCUCUAGCCCUAACUCACUCAAAGAGAAUAUUCUGGGGAUCAGUUUCCCCGAAGUAGAGACCAAAUCAAGCUUGCCAAAGUCCAAAUUAGUGAAGAAGAAUGAGAAAGCACCCACAGAGAAUGUUCAAGGCCGUGGCCAAGAGAAGAAAAGAAAGAAUCAAUACAAGAAAGCAGAGAAGAAAGCAGAAAAGGAAGGAGCAAGUCUUACCAAUGCAGAAUUUGAAGAGAUUGUUCAGAUUGUGCUACAGAAGUCCCUACAGGAGUGUCUGGGUAUGGCUUGAUCUGGCCUUGGUUUUGCAGAGAUAUCAUGUGCCCAGCCCAUAGCGUGUUCCCAAUCAGACAAGGAACCAGGAACUUCUUCUGUUACUACUGAUAAUGGUAAUGCUGAUGGGCUAAUUGUACAUCAUACUCCAGAGAGUUCAGCAUCUCAGCAAAAUGGAGUUGUCCUUGAGAUAAAUGCAGCCCAGCUAGUCCAACCAGAUCCUGCACCCCCUGAGAAGAAAUUAAGCAGACUCUCCUUGAACAAAAGAAAGAAGGGAGAAAAUGAAAAACCGGAGAAAUUCCAAGUUGGGCAUGAGAACAAACAGAAAGACCAAUCAAAGAAAACAGGUCAGGAUCAUUCUCAGAUCAAGGACCAGCAAAAAGAGAAAGGUGGUUUUGGUCAGUGUCUAGUCUGGGUCCAAUGUUCUUUCCCUAACUGUGAGAAAUGGAGGCGGCUGCGUGGGAACAUUGACCCUUCUGUUCUCCCAGAUAAUUGGUCCUGUGACCAAAAUACAGACUUGGAGCAUAAUCGCUGUGAUAUUCCUGAGGAGAUCUGGACAGGGCAUGAGAAUGAUGUGGCUUAUGCUUCCUACAUUCCAGGAUCUAUCAUCUGGGCCAAGCAAUAUGGCUACCCCUGGUGGCCAGGCAUGGUAGAAUCUGAUCCUGACCUGGGGGAGUAUUUUCUGUUUGCGUCUCACCUUGAUAGCCUGCCGUCUAAGUACCAUGUGACAUUCUUUGGAGAAACAGUUUCUCGUGCUUGGAUCCCAGUCAACAUGCUAAAGAACUUCCAGGAGCUGUCCCUGGAGCUAGCUGGAGUGAAAAAGUGCAAGAACAAGGAUUGCAUCCAGAAACUGGGCGUAGCCCUCACAAUGGCUCAAGAAGCAGAACAGAUCAGCAUUCAGGAGCGGGUUAACUUGUUUGGUUUCUCCAGCCGAUACAAUGGAUUUGACAGUACAGGGGAAGGAAAAGACCUAAUGCUCUCUGAGCCUAACAGCCCAGAUUCCUGUUUGGAAAAAGAAGAAGUGGAUUCCGAGCUAGAGGAGGAGAAAGGAAAACAAGACCCAACUUUGCCAGUUCUAAAGCCUGCCAAAACACAGACCAAAAGACCCAAGCCACGAGGGACUGGUGAUAAAGGCCUAGUAGAUCGACGAUAUGGGACCGUGCCAAAAAAGACUAAGAGAUCACUGGGAGAUGAACCCACAGUCCCUCCUGUGCCCAGAGCGGCAAUGAAAGAAGGCCCAGAGAAUUCAGAUCCUCACAAGCCAGGCCCUAAGAAAAAAUUUAAAGCUCCUCAAAGCAGAUCUUUGAUAAGCAAGUUGUCUACAGGAAGAGAAGUCAGAAUGAUGCCAGAGGGUCUGACCUCCCCCACUCAGAGUGGGCCUGACCCCACGGUGGAGAAGGAAGGGCCUGGGCCCCUGGAACCACCGCAGCGUGAGUCUGAAUCUGUCCCUGCUGAAGAAGAAGUUUCCAGUGACCUGGACCUCGAGCAACUCCUGGAAGAUGUUGGAGAUGCGCCCGAGCUAAGAGAAGAGUCCCAGCACAGAGAUGAAGAAGAGGGCUUCCCCCUGGUGGUGUUUGAGGAAUGA
Chrysochloris asiatica (Cape golden mole) is the source of this 1938-nucleotide messenger RNA. RefSeq names its product zinc finger, CW type with PWWP domain 1 (gene ZCWPW1). The transcript has 16 exons. Gene Ontology annotation, molecular function: zinc ion binding. The record is from RefSeq and is a predicted model, not a curated record. Gene Ontology annotation, cellular component: nucleus. Lineage: Eukaryota; Metazoa; Chordata; Mammalia; Afrosoricida; Chrysochloridae.